CACAGCACAGAGAGCAUUUGCAGAAGGGUGGUGUUUUGAUUACAAGCCAAGCUAGAUGAUGUAUUCUGGGACGCGCCUUAAAGGUAGGAUAAAGGGAAGAUAAUGGGGCCGGACACUGUUAAAACUAGAGGUUUUGGAAGGAGAUUGUCAGUUUGUCACUGAAGAGAAGAUUUUGCAAGAAGCUGGAUCUGGAGCUGCUAUGACAGAGAGAGAGAGUAUCUCGAUCUGGAACGAGCUGGCAUAUGGGGAGGUGAAAGGCCGGGUCGGGUAGGGAGAUUGGAUUCGUCCUCCGGUUCCGGAGCUGCCAUGGCAGAGAGAGAGAGAGAGAGAGAGAGUAGCUAGAUCAGGUACGAGCUGGCAUACGGGGAGGCAAAGGGCUGGGUCGGGCAGGGCGAUCGGAUUCGUCCUCCGAUUCCGGAGUUGCCAUGGCAGAGAGAGAGAGGAUCGGGGAAUCAGAGGAUGAGAGAGAGAGUGUGUGGCAUGGUAGUAAGUUUUUUAAUUAGGUUGAGGGCAGGAUAGUUAUUUUAUUUUACAUUUAGUUAAUAGGAAUAAAAAUUUGUUAUUGGAGUAGUGGGAUAAUUUUAGCUUGGUGUUUUGGGUUCUAGGAGCCUAAUUCCAAUUUGUAAAGUCACCCUAAUUCCAAUUUGUAAGUCAAUUGUUGAAUAUUAACGUACUGGACUACUGGUGACUGGUUGAAAGGGAAGUAAUUGCAUCUAAAAAAUACACAUGGAAAGGGAUUUGAAAGGGAUUUCCCUGUUGCGUAAAUAGUACGAGACCGAGACUUUUCAAUUCAAACAUGGCAACACUAGUCGAGACGAGUUCAUUUGAACUGCAAUAGAAAAAGUAUCCGCAACGAAAUUUCCUUGGUGAAAUUAGACCUAUAUCAAAUUAAGAGCCCAAAUGAUCAUUGAAAGACAACCUAAGUAUACGUACUGCUCUUUGUGUGCGAAUCCAAAAUUCCUGAUCCCUCUCCAUGGGGAAAAGGAGCUUCUCCUUAUUGUGUGCUCGGGUUUCAAUUGUAUCCUUUAUUGUUCUUGGAUUAUCUGGUAAUACUACUACUUGUAAUGCUGCUUCUUCCUCCAGCAACAUCCAUAAAAGUACUAUUCCGGGAGAUAACGAUAAGUGUGUCCCUUCUUCUUGCGGCGAUCUCCAAAACAUAAGCUACCCUUUUCGACUAGAACAUGAUCCAAGCUAUUGUGGCGAAUCGAGUUUCACCUUGAACUGCGACAACAACGUCACGAUGUUGCACCUAUAUUCUGGAAAGUACUACGUGAAGGCCAUUGACUACGAUAACACAACAAUCCGACUGGUAGAUCCUGGCCUUGAGAAGAACAAUUGCACUUCCCUUCCUCGUUUUCCUUUGGGCAAAUAUAAUUUCAGUCUUAUGGAUACAUACCAGCCAUUAAAUAUUUCAGCUCCACCAGCUGUAACUUUCUUGAACUGUGCAAAGCCCAUGAAUUCUUCUCUGUAUGUGGACGCUGCACAAUGUGUUAAAUCAGAAGCGUACAGUUAUGUGAUGCUAGGCGGUACCAAGGUGGCGGAUUUGGAGCCCGGGUGUAGCAUAGUUUGGAUGACUAUGAUCAGUGUUUCCAAUCCGUUCUGGGGAAAGGGAAAGGACCAAAACGUUCAAGACAUACACAACCAACUUGUCUAUGGCUUUGAGCUUCAAUAUCAUGAUAUUGUUUCUUCAAGAGCGCAGUGGUGUCUCGAUGAGCAUACAUGUUUCACACGCAGCAUCGAAGGUUUAUUUCAAAUUCUAGGGGAGCUGAUUUUGUAUCUUUUCUUUCUCCCAGUUUCUUCUUUUGAAGAUGAUCAAUUCUGCAUUGCUAUCAUUGCAAAUGUUGUAAUGGUAAAAUUAAUAUUUGGAGGUCCAUUCGUGAUUGCACUUUUGAUCCAUAAGUGGCGAAGAAGACAUCGGUCGACCUACAACACCAUAGAAGAUUUUUUGCAUAGAGAUAAUUUUAUGCCUAUAAGGUACUCUUACUCGAACAUUAAGAAAAUGUCUAACGGAUUCAAGGAUAAGUUAGGGGAAGGGGGUUAUGGGUCGGUAUUUAAAGGAAAGUUACAGAGCGGCCACUUCGGAGCCAUUAAGUUGUUAGGUAAGUCUAAUGCUAAUGGGGAAGAUUUCAUGAGUGAAAUAACUACUAUCGGAAGAAUUCAUCAUGUUAAUGUGGUGCAGCUUGUUGGUUAUUGUGUCGAGGGUUCAAAGCGCGCUUUAGUAUAUGAUUUCAUGCCAAAUGGGUCCCUUGAUAAAUACAUUUACUCUAAACAAGGAUCCAUCACUUUAAGUUACAAGAAAAUGUACGAGAUUGCAGUUGGAGUUGCUGAGGGUAUUGAAUAUUUGCAUCAAGGUUGUGAAAUGCAAAUUCUGCAUUUUGAUAUCAAGCCUCAUAAUAUUCUACUUGAUGAGAAUUUUAUCCCAAAGAUUUCUGACUUUGGGCUAGCGAAACUAUAUCCAGCUAAUCAUAGCAUCAUCCCUUCAAUUGCAGCAAGAGGCACCAUGGGAUACAUUGCUCCCGAGUUGUUUUAUAAAAACAUUGGUGGUGUUUCAUACAAAGCUGAUGUCUAUAGUUUUGGAAUGUUAUUGAUGGAAAUGGCAAGCAGAAGGAAAAAUCUAAAUGCACAUGGAGAUAACUCAAGCCAACUUUACUUCCCCACAUGGGUGCUUGAUCAAUAUAAUGAUGGUAAGGACUUGGAGGUUGGCGAUGCUACAGAAGAGGAAAAGAAAUUAAUUAAAAAAAUGAUUGUAACUGCCUUGUGGUGUAUUCAAGUAAAACCAAGUGACCGACCUUCAAUGAAGAGAGUCACACAGAUGCUCGUAGCAGAUGUUGAACACCCAGAAAUGCCGCCGAAGCCUUCUCUAUGCCCACAACCAAUGCCUGUAAGCAAUUUGAUUCCAAUAUGUUCAAAUGUGGAGCUAACAUGCACUCUUUCAGCUAGGUGAUGAUCAGCUAGCUACCAUUCACUAUACUUUGUCUAGCUUUGCAGAUUACUGUAGUAAUGAAAGAUGAACUGCCAAUGCAGUUCAAAUAAUGUAUUUCUCUUUUACUAUGCUCCCUCAUAGUUUCUGUAUGUGCCAUGUAACUUUGAUAUUACUAUCAUACCCUGUAAAUCAAUUAUUUGCAACUAAAUCUCUUCUUUUUAUUUUAGGAAAUUUUUUAAA
Rosa chinensis is the source of this 3163-nucleotide messenger RNA. RefSeq names its product rust resistance kinase Lr10-like. The record is from RefSeq and is a predicted model, not a curated record. NCBI's taxonomy places the organism in Eukaryota, Viridiplantae, Streptophyta, Magnoliopsida, Rosales, Rosaceae. The coding region runs from base 974 to 2944 and encodes 656 amino acids. The transcript has 3 exons. Gene Ontology annotation, molecular function: ATP binding; protein kinase activity; polysaccharide binding. Gene Ontology annotation, biological process: protein phosphorylation.